Messenger RNA from Papaver somniferum (opium poppy), 2174 nucleotides. RefSeq names its product ETHYLENE INSENSITIVE 3-like 3 protein. Lineage: Eukaryota; Viridiplantae; Streptophyta; Magnoliopsida; Ranunculales; Papaveraceae. The coding region runs from base 157 to 1938 and encodes 593 amino acids. Gene Ontology annotation, molecular function: DNA binding; DNA-binding transcription factor activity. The record is from RefSeq and is a predicted model, not a curated record. The transcript is spliced from 3 exons. Gene Ontology annotation, cellular component: nucleus.
UCACGAGCACUCAGAAAAAGACAGCAGACGAAAAUCGCAAGAACAAAAACAGAAAAACAAAAAACCCAAACCUAUUUUCGGUUUAGGGUUCAGUUUUAACACUAACAGAUUCUGUCUGCUCAGAUCAAAGGAAUAUCACUAUCAAAUCAAACAAUCAUGACGGAGCUCGCCGAAAUUGAUCCUCUUUCGGAUCUUGAAGGAGAUGAUGUGAGGGGGGAAAAGAACAAUAUAGCUGAGAAAGAUGUAAGUGAUGAAGAAAUUGAACCGGAAGAGUUGGAGAGACGAAUGUGGAAGGAUCGUGUUAAAUUAAGGAGGAUUAAAGAGCGUGCGAAAAUCGCAGCUUUGCAAGCUGCGGAGAAGCAGAAACACAAGCAGACGUCUGAUCAAGCGCGAAGAAAGAAAAUGUCUAGAGCGCAAGAUGGGAUACUUAAGUAUAUGUUGAAAUUGAUGGAGGUAUGCAAAGCUAGAGGUUUUGUGUAUGGGAUUAUACCUGAAAAGGGUAAGCCUGUGAGUGGUUCUUCGGAUAAUUUACGAGCUUGGUGGAAAGAGAAAGUUAAGUUUGAUAAGAAUGGACCGGCAGCUAUUGCGAAGUAUGAGGAAGAGUGUUUUGCGAAAGGGGAAGCUGAAAAUAAGCGCAAUGGGAAUGGUCAGAGUAGUCUUCAGGAUUUACAGGAUGCGACUUUAGGGUCAUUGCUUUCGUCUUUGAUGCAACAUUGUGAUCCACCGCAGAGGAAGUACCCUUUAGAAAAGGGGGUACCGCCCCCUUGGUGGCCUUCGGGGAAUGAAGAUUGGUGGAAUAAAUUGCGGUUACCAGAGGGUCAGGCUCCCCCAUAUAAGAAGCCUCAUGAUCUUAAGAAGGCGUGGAAAGUCGGAGUUUUGACUGCGGUUAUCAAACACAUGUCACCCGAUAUUUCUAAGAUCAAGAGACAUGUUCGUCAAUCUAAGUGCUUGCAGGAUAAGAUGACUGCAAAAGAGAGUUUUAUUUGGUUGGGAGUGUUGAGCCGAGAGGAAGCCUUAAUUGAACAACCUAGCAGUGAUAAUGAAGCAUCUGGUGUCAUUGAGGUGCCUCCAAAUGGACGUCGUCGAAUAAGGGAAGCACCAGCUGGUAGUGAUAGUGAUUAUGAUGUUGAUGGUGUUGAUGAGGGUAUGGGUUCUGUUUCUUCCAGAGAUGAGAGAAGACAACAACCAGCCGAUGUAGAGUUUCAUGCAGAUAUUCAUGUUAGUAAUACUAACACCAACCAACAUGAGCAAAGCAAAGAACCAGUAAAAGAACCUUCUAAGAAAAAAAAACGUCGUGCAAAGACGGUCCCGAUUAUUCAGGAGGAAGUACCAUCGACCAAUGAUCCUCAACAUGGAGCACCGAUGAACACAUCCAUUGAUAUGAACUAUACAGAGGCGCCAAUUCAUAUGUAUCAGACAAAUGUUCCUCAGCAUGAAAAUGGUCCAAACCUUGUAUUAUUUCCUCCAGAAAAGAAUUUAGAAGGUCAUUCACAUUUUGCUGCACCUGAAUUUCCACCUCUUCCUAAUGUGGCAGCCACACAAAGCAUGUAUGUUGGUGGAAGACCCAUGCUUUAUCCAGCUAUACAAAAUGCAUUGUUGCAACCUGGAGCUCCUUAUACUUCAUCUCACAACCCAUCAGGAGGAUAUGAGUUUCCUCGGACAAUUCCAAUGCAUAAUCUGCAAAUGACACCAGGGGAUACGGGCAUACAUGAUACUUCCUUACCUGGAAACACGAUGCAGAGUGCUGGAGAAAUGCACCAUUUUGUGGAGGACACAUUAAACAAUCAACACGAUAAACCUGUUGACAGUCACUUUGCGGAUGAUCUCUUCCCACCUUGGGACUUGGAUCAUUUAUCCCCUUUCGGAAUUGAUGAUUCGUUACCGAACUUUGAGUUUUUGAAUGAUGAUGAAGAUUUUUUGCCAUACUGUGGAGCAUAAACAAAGAAAACAAGGGAUUUGUUGCCAAUUUUGGUGUUAUUAGUUGGAAAUCAAGCCUGGAAGUCAGUAGUUCAAACGAACUUGGGUACGGAAAUAGGUUUGCCUCUUGUGUAACCAAAACCAGUUGGGUUAUGGCAUUUUGACAGUCACAAUGGUUGUAAAUACACAAAAGUUGUUUCUUCUUGUACAUAUUUUCCUUUUACUAAAAUGAAGCCGAAAGGUGAUUUACUUGUCUC